Hemicordylus capensis (graceful crag lizard) is the source of this 3481-nucleotide messenger RNA. RefSeq names its product nuclear receptor coactivator 4 (gene NCOA4). The coding region runs from base 218 to 2203 and encodes 661 amino acids. Lineage: Eukaryota; Metazoa; Chordata; Lepidosauria; Squamata; Cordylidae. Gene Ontology annotation, molecular function: transcription coactivator activity. Gene Ontology annotation, biological process: intracellular iron ion homeostasis; response to hormone. The record is from RefSeq and is a predicted model, not a curated record. The transcript has 11 exons.
CGCCCCCUCCCGGCCGCCCGCUCCGCCCCCUGCAAACGUGCAAGGCCGAGUCCCCGCUGUGGCGGCUUAGAAGGGGCCCGGCGGGGGGCGGGCCCGGCGCCUCUGCUUAAAGCAGCCUGCGCCCCUGCCGAUUAGCUAUCUUGUGCUGCAGAAGGUUGCUCAGCAGCGGCGGCAGCUCGUCCUUGCGAGAAGACAGGCAGGCAGCCAGCAAGAACCCAUGUUCAGUGGCUGCAGGCUUUGCCCUGUGCUGCUGGGAGUCGGCCUCCUAGAUCUCGUUGGAUCUACUUUCCUCGGACUGGGCUGCGAAAGUUGCUUAGUUCCAUUUCGCGGUGGCUGCUCUGAAUCGCCGAUUGGUGAUGCACAGUGUCUACAGAAGCCUCUGGGUUUCAAAACUCCCCCAGAGAGCAGACUAAGGAUGAGCCCACCCCAAGAAAGGACUGGAAACUGCUCCAGCAAGGAGCCCCUGGCCAAGUGUCUUCAGGCUAAGAAGGACUUGGAAGCAGCAAUUGCAAGAAUUGUCAAUGCUGAAGAGCAAGUUAAAGACAACUGGAGAGAGGUAAAAGCUCAGAUUCAUAGCUGCAUAAGUCGCCAUUUGGAGUGCUUGCGCAGCCGUGAGGUUUGGCUCCAUGAGCAGGUGGAUCUCAUUCAGCAACUAAAGGAGGAAGCUUUGCAGCAACAGGCACAGCAACUCUGUUGGUUGUUGGGACAGUUCAGUUGCCUUAUCCACCAGCUGGAGAAGCCUCACAGUAAUGACCUUGAAAAUCAAAUUUCAGUAUGUUUGGAGAGACUGGGCAGUUUAGCUCUACAGCCAGAAGAAACUUCCAUCCUGAACUUUGAGGCAGAUGUGACAUUCCUUCGUCAGGCCAUCACCUCUUUUGGCUCCAUUUCAACAAUGGCACAGCAAACUUCUGACAAAGAUGACUGUGUCCCAUGGAUUGGUGGACCGAACGACCCUGGGAAGGCCAAACACAAACAGCAGAAACCUUCAUAUGGAACCUUGGGAUGCCCACUCUCUGACUGGCUUCUUGGAAGCAAACCUGAAAGUGCUCGCUGUGCUCCAUACGCUUUCAGCAGCAACCAUGAGGACUGGCUCUUGAAAACCCGUGAACCUGAGACAGACCAGGAUAUAAAGUCUCCCAAAGUGUGUUACUUGGACCAAGCAUGGGGAAAUCUGAAAGAUCUGGAGAACUGGCUCCUGCAGAACCAACAAAGAGAAGUUCCUGAGAAUAUUGACCUCCACAGACGUAAGAGUUCCACUUCCACAACUAGCUCUGCCUUUUCCAUUGAAAAGAUAGAGGAAUUGGAAUUUCUGGAGCAAGAAGAGAUGGAUCUUUCCGACUGGCUACUUACUUCUCCUGAAUUGGAAGACAAGAAUGGUGCUUCAGAUGAGAAAUGGGUGUUUAAGCCUUUUAGGGAGGAAUAUAAUAUCAGUGAUUGGCUCCCCAAAGCUGAAUCAUGCAAUAAUUGUUGUGGCAAUCAAGCCAAGGGUAUAGAGAUAGAAAAUCUUGGGAAUCUUAAGUGCCUCAAUGAACACCUAGAGGUAAAGAAGUUGUCCACCAACGAUGCCUGGCUUCUGCAGCCCUCUUUCAAAGUAGAAGAUGUAUGCAAAGCUAAUGAGCCAUGCUCUAGCUUUUCAGAGUGUGUGUGUGAUGAAAGCUGUGAGAAAGAAGCUCUGUGCAAGUGGCUUCUUAGGAAAGAAGGCAAGGAUAAAAACGGCAUGCCAAUAGGACAGACACCUAGCCCAGUCCCUGAGCAGUCUAAAGCUGCCUUGAAUAUCUGGCUUCAUCCUUCCCGACAACUAGUGGAUGAACUGGCCACUGUUGCAACAAAACAAGACAACCCUGAGAAGAUUAUAGAACCACUGAAAGAACUGCUUGAAAUCCCGUUGUCAGCCUGGCUAGCCAAAUCGGAGGACAGAGCAUCAAGCACAUGUGAGAAGGCAAGUAGGGAGAACACAGAAGUGAACUGCAAGAGCUCUCUUCUUGAGCUUCUGGAACCAUUCCACCUCCCUCUGAAUGUAAACAGUUGGGUGAUGUCUCCAAAGAACACACACACCUCCAGCCAGCCUCCAGUGGAAGAUAAAUGGCUGCUACGAAAGAAAGCACACGACUAUGGCCUUCCUACAGUCUGUGACCUCUUUGCCUGUAUGAAGCUGACUGCAGAUAAAGAAAAGUGGCUGUACCAGACUCCUUUACAGAUGUGAAAACUAGAAGCAUUUGAAACAAGUCACCUUUCUGCUGUUCACCGCACAUUCAUACUGAGUGACUGCAGUCCUACUGCAUUUAUAGUUGGUCUGACUUGUCUUGUCUGCCUCUUCCAAAGCUUGAACUUCACUUUUAAACUACAUGUAGCUGAACUGUGGGUGCAGAAAAUGUUGGGUCAUGGCAAGUUGGCAACUGCCACUACAUGGAAGCAACAGUACCCUUGUAUGCAUCUCAUGGGCCUGGUGAUAUGACGAUCUUUCCUUGGCUUCUCACUUGGAGCCCCUUGCAGUUGGGGGAAUCAGUGCUUUGAAAUCUCUUCCUGACAUCUGAGCUAUGGCUACAGUAAAAGGACUUUUGCUUCCUUAUUGAGAGGGGGUUGGGGGAAAUCCCAUGUUCAUAGCAGCCAUUUCAGAGUUCUUCCUUAAGGGGUUGUCUUCUCCAGUCUAGAAGCAGUUACUAGCAAAAAGCUGCCCUGCUCAUUCUUUCUUUCCAAAAGCUCAUGGUUGUAAAUGUAUUUAACUGACACUUAAACUGAUCUCUGGCUAAUACAACAAUUGUGUUCCAUAGCUGUGUAUUUUAUACAAACUGGCUGAAAGAGUUUAAACAUCCAUGAAUUUAAGAGGAGACAGGCCAUAUGCCAAACAGAUCAGUGAGCUCUCUCAGUAACUGUGGUGCCAGUUUAACUAAUGUAGGAAGUGGGUUUGAAAUUGACAGGAGUAGAUGAAGAUUGUUUUGCAUCGAUAUUGAAGCACACUGCCAAAUGCAAGGUGUUAACAUUGCUCUUCAUUAGCAGUGUUUAAUUUCCAUUUUCCUCAACUUCAUACAAAUUACGGUGAAAUGUACUAGAUUAAAUCGCUUUAGGUGUUCUGGGUAAAGAAGGAAACCUUAAUACCACUGGCUGUAGAGACAUUUCUGAUGAGCUCUGAUCUUGACAAAAGUGUGUUUGGGUCAGGAUAAGUGUGCUUUGACUAAUCUGAACUGCUAAAAGCUGUACAGCUUAGGCCUUCAGCAAAAGGGUGCAACUGUCACAAGUGUAUUCUAAAACCAGUGGAUUCCUUAAAUGCUGUUUGAGCCAUGUAUUGAAACAUGGCUUUGCACACUUAAAAUGGCUGAGGUUAGUAUUUUAAAAUGAGUAAUGAAAAUUAAGGUGACCUCUACUUCUAAACUACCGUGUGGUAAAUUAACCCAAACAGGCUCUGUCUCAUUUAUCUAAUAUUUGUUAAUGCAAAGUAUUUUCAUUAAACUGUUGCUGUGAAUAAAAGAUGGCCUCAUCUUUA